UUUGCAUUUCCCUGAUGACUAAGGAUGUUGAACAUUUCUUUAGGUGCUUUCUGGCCAUUCGAUAAUCCUCAGCUGAGAAUGUUUUGUUUAGCUCUGUACCCCAUUUUUUAAUAGGGUUAUUUGGUUCUCUGGAGUCUAAUUUCUUGAGUUCUUUGUAUAUUUUGGAUAUUAGCUCUCUAUCACAUGUAGGAUUGGUAAAGAUCUUUUCCCAAUCUGUUGGUUGCCAUUUUGUCCUAAUGACAGUGUCUUUUGCUUUACAAAAGAUUUGCAGUUUUAUGAGGUCCCAUUUGUUGAUUCUUGAUCUUAGAGCAUAAGCCAUUGGUGUUUUGUUCAGGAAAAUUUCCCCAGUGCCCCUGUGUUCGAGACUCUUCCCCACUUUUUCUUCUAUUAGUUUGAGUGUAUCUGGUUUGAUGUGGAGGUAACACAAUGGAUUUUAAAGAGUGGUUUCAGGUCAGCUCGGAGGUUAUCUGGCCAAGUCAGCUUGGCUUCCUUGCUUGUAAAAUCGAACGCACCUUACUGAUUUAUAUGAUAGAUUCUCUUUCUAGCUACUGACUUUCAACCAUGUGCAUAUCUACGGGUUUUUCUUUUAAAAGUAAAGAAAACUCUAUUAAUUCCGAGGCAGAUUACUUAAGAAUUCUCUCAAAUUUAAUCACGCACAUAGCUCCUGGCAGGGCAAGUGGCACACAUAGUCCUGAAGGGGUGGUUUGUGGCCGCUAGGGGGAGCCGCGAAAUCGCAGCAGCUGUUCCUCUCCAGUCCGGGAGGAGUGCGGUGCAAACCUAGGGAACAGCGCAAGCGCCAUACGCAUGCGCGGUCUGUCCUUGGCAGCCAACAUGGCGCCUGUGGAGCACGUUGUGGCUGACGCCGGAGCUUUCUUGAGGGAUGCGCCUCUACAGGACAUCGGAAAAAACAUCUACACCAUCCGGGAGGUGGUGAGAGAGAUUCGCGACAAGGCCACACGCAGGCGGCUGGCAGUGCUGCCCUACGAGCUGCGGUUCAAGGAACCCUUCCCGGAGUACGUGAGGCUAGUAACUGAGUUUUCCAAGAAAACUGGGGACUACCCCAGCCUCUCUGCCACAGAUAUCCAGGUGCUGGCUCUGACCUACCAGCUGGAAGCAGAAUUUGUUGGGGUGUCUCAUCUAAAGAAAGAACCAGAGAAGGUUAAAGUGAGCUCUUCAAUUCAGCACCCUGAAACUCCUCUGCACAUUUCUGGUUUCCAUCUGCCCUCCAAGUCUAAAGCCUUACAAGAAACGGUGGAUCAUGGUCCCCCAGCUGAUGGGUCUGAGAACCUGGAAUUCAGCUCCUUCAUGUUCUGGAGGAACCCUCUGCCUAACAUUGACCAUGAGCUGCAGCAGCUGCUGAUUGAUGGAAGGGAGGAGGAAGAGGAAGAGGAGGAGGAGGAGGAGGAAGAAGAUGAACUUGAAGACAGUGAUGACGAUGGGGGUGGGUGGAUAACCCCCAGCAACAUCAAGCAGAUCCAGCAUGAGUCAGAGCAGUGCGACAUCCCAAAGGACGUGCAGGUUGGCUGUGUGACCACAGACUUCGCCAUGCAGAAUGUUCUACUUCAGAUGGGGCUGCACGUGCUGGCAGUGAACGGCAUGCUGGUCCGAGAGGCCCGGAGCUACAUCUUGCGCUGUCAUGGCUGUUUCAAGUGUGUGGCUGCAAGUCUUCCCAUCCCUGCUGGACAACAUCGGACAUGAACCGAGUGUUCUGUGGGCAUUGUGGGAACAAGACCCUGAAGAAAGUGUCUGUGACUAUCAAUGAUGACGGUACCUUGCACAUGCAUUUCUCCCGAAACCCGAAAGUUCUGAAUCCUCGAGGCCUCCGG
Rattus norvegicus (Norway rat) is the source of this 1826-nucleotide messenger RNA. Lineage: Eukaryota; Metazoa; Chordata; Mammalia; Rodentia; Muridae. The record is from RefSeq and is a predicted model, not a curated record.